Molecule: messenger RNA, 2478 nt
Organism: Topomyia yanbarensis
Lineage: Eukaryota; Metazoa; Arthropoda; Insecta; Diptera; Culicidae
Exons: 6
Coding region: 1-2478 (825 amino acids)
Biological process (GO): DNA integration
Molecular function (GO): nucleic acid binding
Source: RefSeq, a predicted model, not a curated record
AUGGACUUUCUGGUUUUGAGGCAGGUAACAAGCGACCAGUCGUCUACUUCUUUACCAUUGGCAGAUUGGAAACCGCCAAACGGCAUGGAGCUAGCCAAUCCGGAAUUCUUCGUCUCUGUUCCGAUCGAUUUGGUGCUUGGGUCUCAAUUCUUAUACGAUUUUCAUCUACUCGAUGGUGGCCGGAUACAACUGCGGGCGGGUGAGUCGGAGUGGUCUACAACAAAAGCUACCGUUAGUUUUAGUUGUCACGUAGCGAUAGCUGAACCGCUAGAUAAGAUCAUCGAGAAAUUCUGGACAAUUGAGGAGAUGUUAGAGAAGCCACUUCGAUCACAGGAAAAGAAGGACUGCGAACAACACUUUCAAAGCACGUUCACCCGUGACGAAUCGGGACGCUAUAUAGUACGGUACCCAAAACGGAAUGGGUUCCACGACAAAAUCGGCGAUUCGAAGGGUGCACCCUUACGACGAUUUCGACAACUAGAAAGGCGUUUGGAAAGGGGUUCUGAUUUACGUGACCACUACAACGAAUUCCUACAAGAAUACCUUGCAAUGGGCCAUAUGCAACUGAUCGGAGAAAUGGAGUAUACACUGGAUGAAGGGCGCACUACUUACUAUUUGCCCCAUCAUCCUGAGUUUAAAGAGUCUAGCUCUACGACCAAGAUAUGGGUAGUGUUCGAUGGAUCAGCGAAAACCACUACAAAUCACUCGCUCAACGACACUCUACUUACGGGUCCAGUAAUUCAGGAUGAGCUGCUGGACAUCAUGGUACACAUUCACCCGGAGGAUGCGUCGCUUCAAUGGAUCCUGUGGCGCUUCGAUCAGGCUGAACCGAUCAAGGUGUACGAGCUACAGACGGUCACUUACGGUUUAGCGCCAUCAUCUUUCCUUGCCACUCGCGUACUUAAACAGCUUGCCAUAGACGCCGCUCUAGAGGAGCAAUCCACGCUACAUUUCGAUGCAGAAACAAAGGUGAAGACGCUUGAAGUAGUGUGGGAGACAGGAACGGACCAACUGUGUGUUGAGAUACGAGUAACGGAAUAUGACGAUCAAUGGACAAAAAGGAAGAUAUUUUCGGAGAUUGCGCAAUUGUACGACCCGCUUGGCAUCGUGUCACCUGUGAUUGCUUGGGCAAAAAUUUGGAUGCAGCACCUCUGGUUAGUUAACGUCGACUGGGAUGAUCCGAUUCCACGCGAGAUCGAAUCUAAAUGGAAUGAUUUCCAUUCACAGCUGCCCCUACUGAAGCAAUACAAAGUUCCCCGUUAUAUAUUUACACCAAAAGCUACAACAGUUCAAUUCCACGUAUUCUGCGAUGCAUCGGAAGUAGGCUAUGGAGCAUGCAUUUACGCUCGCUCAGCCAGCAAGGAACUACUGACACACGGACAUCCUUGGAAUCACGUGAAGGGUACGGAUAAUCCGGCGGAUCACGUUUCGCGUGGUAUGCUGCCGGCAGAUUUCAUCGUCGACAUUCUUUGGAGGAGUGGUCCCGGAUGGCUAGCAGACGAAGUGGAUAAAUUGCCGAAGCAUGCACACCCGCUUCUUCCAAACGAGGACAUCCUGGAACGAAAGAAAACGGUUUUAGUGGUUCAGUCAACGUCGCAGGAAAAUCCGUUAUUUGAGCGCUAUUCUUCAUUCGGGCGUCUAGUUCAAAUCACUGCUUACCUUCGUCAAUUCAUCAUACGCUGCCGCUCUAAACAUCAUGAUUAUGAAGCAUUCCUUUCGACGGUGGAGCUGCAAGAAGCAAAGGAAGCUUUAGUAAAGGUGGUUCAACAAGAAGUGUUCCCAGAAGAGUUGAUUCAGUUUAAGCAAAAACGUCCGGUUCCCUCGAAAUCACCCCUGAAAAAUCGAUAUCCUUUCCUAGACGAGAAUGGCAUAAUACGUGUCGGUGGCCGGCUGAAUUUCUCCAACGAAACCUACCAAACCAAGCACCAUAUGGCUCUUCCCAACAAGCACCCCCUAUCUCCCCAACCUCAAGGACAGCUUCCCAAGGCACGCAUUGUCCCUAGUCGACCAUUCUCAAUCACCGGUGUCGACUACUGUGGCCCUAUAUACUUAAAACCUUUCCAUCGACGAGCGGCCUCUCAAAAAGCUUUCAUUGCUGUGUUUGUUUGCUUCGCUACCAAGGCCACUCACCUGGAACUCGUGUGCGAUUUGUCAACGGACGCAUUAAUUGCCGCGCUUCGACGCUUUAUUGCCCGGUGCGGCUUGCUAACGGAAAUCCAUUCUGAUAAUGGUACAACCUUUAAAGGAGCAAAAACAACACUCACGGAAAUGCAUCGCCUAUUUAGCAUCAAACACAACAAGGAAAAAUUAAUCAAUGAAUGCAGCAGCAAAGGAAUCACUUGGCGGUUCAUUCCACCUCGAGCACCAAAUUUCGGCGGCCUUUGUGAAGCGGCUGUUAAGACAGCGAAGUCCUCUCUGGUAAAAACAAUCGGCUGCCGAAAACUUUCAUACGAGGACAUGGUCACUGUCCUCUACUAG